ACUUAUUUAAAUAUGACUGGCGUUAUUACUGUAUCGGAUGAAUGGAUCAAAACCACUGAUGGAAAUGAUAUUUUCACAAAGACCUGGAAAACCCAGUCCACACCCGUUGCUACCGUUGUAAUGGUUCAUGGUUUCGGAGAACAUAUUGGUAGAUAUGACCGCCUCUUUUCUCUCUUUGCUAGUCAGGGCAUUGAAUGUUAUGGUUAUGAUCAACGUGGAUGGGGGGAGACAGGAAAGAAAUCUACUCAAUUCGGUAACAACCAGGGAUAUGAUACAGCUUUAAAAGAUAUUGAUGACGCUAUUUUGAAUAAGAAGCGUCAGGAUGUACCUCUCUUCCUAGUAGGUCAUAGUAUGGGCGGUGGUUUAACUCUCAACUAUCUUGCAAGAGGUGAUAAAUAUAAAGGCGUUGCUUUAGUCACUGGUGCUAUUGCAUCCGCACCUCUUGUGACUUUAUCUAUGGCUAUUCCUAUGCCCAAAUAUUAUGCUCUUCGGGCCGUAUCCUUUGUUUUACCCAGUAUCACCAUCCAAGCAGGAAUUGAUCCUGCCGGUAUGUCACAUGAUCAAGAUGAGAUCAAAAAGUAUCUUGAGGAUCCAUUAGUCCAUGAUUUCGCUACAUUAGCUACAUUGGCAGGAUUUAUUGAUGCAGGAUCUGAUAUCAUCAAAACCAAAGCGAAACUGAUCAAAACGCCCAUUUUGUACUCCCAUGCAGAUACUGAUCCAAUCAAUUUAUACCAAAGCACAUUGAGCGCUUAUAAUUUGACUUCUAGUACAGAUAAAGAAAUGAAAACGUGGCCAGGAUUAUUUCAUGAAUUGCAUAAUGAAACCAUGCCACAAAGACAAGAAGUUUCUGAUUAUUACCUCGAUUGGAUCAAGAAGCACAUUCCUGCUGUCAAGAAUUAGUUUAAUAAAAAAAAAAAAAGUUCAUUGUAUCAUCA
Mucor mucedo is the source of this 935-nucleotide messenger RNA. Its product is annotated as Alpha/Beta hydrolase protein. The record is from RefSeq and is a predicted model, not a curated record. Bases 13 to 900 code for a protein of 295 amino acids. Gene Ontology annotation, cellular component: membrane. The transcript is spliced from 6 exons. Gene Ontology annotation, molecular function: lipase activity. NCBI's taxonomy places the organism in Eukaryota, Fungi, Mucoromycota, Mucoromycetes, Mucorales, Mucoraceae.